GCUGCUUUGUGUUUGAAGUGCUGAUGGAGGUUUAAGGGCUUUGGUGAAUAUGGGGCUGCAAUGAGGAGGGCGAUCAUCAAUGAGUUAACAGCCAGAGUACCUGGAAGAAGACAGCAGAGUGGUGACGCUGAUUGGCUGAAGUUGGGAAGAGUUGCAUCACUGCUUCCAGGAGGUGGACUUCAUCAAGACACCCUUCAUGUUCAAGUGAAGGGUGGACGAGAUAUAAAUUCCAGAGCUUGACUGUUCCCGACGCAGAGGAGAGAGAAGGAAAGAGCGAAAUGCUUUUCGAGGCGCCUGGUGGGAAACCACUUGCCAAUCGUUGGUGAAGCUCAGCGGACAGUGGGAGCCCUUCGUGUCACUUUUCCAGGAGGGAUGGAGGAGAUGAACACAGUCAAACCGAGCUGGAAAACUCGCAGUUGUAAUUUCAGGAGCAUCAAGCUGUUUGUUCUGUGCCAUGGAAUGCUGCAGUGUUCCCAGCUCCUGUACAGUGCCUACUUCAAAAGCAGCAUCGUUACCAUUGAGAAACGAUUUGGGCUCUCCAGCUUCUCGUCUGGCUUCUUGUCCAGCCUGCAUGAGAUUGGGAACUCACUUCUGAUUGUUUUUGUCAGUUACUUUGGAAGUCGUGUUCACCGACCAAGAUUGAUUGGAAUGGGUGGUCUUCUCCUUAGUUUUGGAGCUUUCUUGCUCACCAUUCCUCACUUCAUUUCGGAACGUUACGAGUAUUCCAAGGCAACAAAUGAAAAUGUAAACUAUUCCAACAUUGACAUCUGUCAUCCGGAGAACCAGACACAAAGCAUGGAAAACUGUACUAAGUUCACAGUACACUCGAACAAUAUGAGCAUUGUAUGGGUAAUAAUUGUCAUUGCCCAGCUAAUAGUGGGCAUUGGGACUGUGCCUAUUCAGCCCUUUGGCAUUUCAUAUGUGGAUGAUUUUGCUAAGCCUUCAAACUCUCCAAUAUAUAUUGCAAUCCUGUUUGCAAUAUCUGUCUUUGGACCUGCUUUUGGCUACUUACUAGGAUCAGUGAUGUUACGGUUAUUUGUGGAUCUGGACAAGGUGAACCCAGCUGCCAUUGAUUUGAAGCCCAGUGACCCUCGCUGGAUUGGUGCCUGGUGGCUGGGAUUGUUAAUAUCAAGCAGCAUUCUGGCCAUCACCUCUGUCCCUUAUUUCUUUUUCCCUCGAGAAAUGACUCCUCAAAAGAAGUCAGGCAGCGAGGCUGAUAUGCUAAGUGAGACGGACGAACAAAAAAUGGAAGAAAUGUCACUCCAAGAAUUCAUCAAGAUGUUUCCCAAAAUGUUUGCCAAGUUGCUGUUGAAUCCAUUGUUUAUCAUUAUCGUGCUAGCUCAGUGCAGUUUCUCUUCCAUGCUUGCUGGUCUCUCCACGUACUUCAAUAAAUUCCUGGAACAGCAGUACUCCACAACAGCUUCCCAUGCAAAUUUUCUCAUAGGAUCUAUAAUGCUGCCGGCUAUUGCUAUAGGAAUGAUCCUCGGUGGGCUUUUUAUGAAGCGUUUCCAUCUCUCCCUGGCGAAGAUCCCCUGGUGCUCAGCCAGUGUUCUGAGUCUGGUCAUUAUUCUGACCAUUCCUUUGUUUUUCUUGGGAUGCUCAACUCAGAAAAUUGCUGGAAUCAAUUAUAGUAAAGAUGGAAACAGGUCCUCUUCAUUCAGUCUCCAGACUGACUGUAAUGCUCAUUGCUUCUGCUUUGAUUACACCUACAACCCAGUGUGUGGAGUUGAUGCUGUGGAAUAUAUCUCACCCUGCCAUGCUGGUUGUACACAUUCUAUCUUCAAUCAAUCCACAAGGAUGAUUAUGACUCACUUGAAUUGUAGCUGCAUUCAGACAUCAAACAAUGAGGACUAUGCUCACCCUGGACACUGCAAAGUCAGCUGCACCCACUUGCUUCUUUCAAUGGUUAUUAGCAUCACUUUAAUUGGAUUGAUAGCUUCACUUACCCACAAUCCUCUCUACAUGACAGUGCUCCGAGUGGUGAGACAAGAAGAAAAAUCAUUUGCAAUUGGGAUUCAGUUUCUGAUAAUGAGGCUAUUUGCAUGGUUACCAGCUCCUGUUCUGUUUGGUGCUGUCAUAGAUUCAACUUGCAUUAGGUGGAAUAAGACAUGCACUGGAAAGAGUGCAGCGUGUGCUUACUAUGAUAACACUUUACUGAGGAAUAGGUACUUGGGUCUACAACUCGGUUAUAAUACCCUUGGAACAUUGCUUUUACUGAUUGCUGGUUGGAAAGCAAAGAAAUUCAGUGCACGUAAAAUUGCUGUACAGAACACAAGGUCCUCCAGUGGAUUUAAUGGGAAGUGACAUGAUUGACCAACCUACAAAUUAUUUUAUUUCUGUAUCUGAAUCAUUUACGUAACAGAACUUUGAUUUCUACUGUUGAUUUUUUCAGAGUUACAAUCAUUACACAUAUUUGACAGGUAGAAAAAUUUGAGCAAUGUGAAGAACCCUCAAUAACAACAACUUGCAUUUAUUCAGCACCUUUAAUGCAGUUAACCAUCCCAAGAUAGGGACGAUACAAAGUAAAAUUAACAUCAAAUCACAGAAGGAAAUAUUAGAUCAAAGCCUUUGCUCAAAGAACAUGGCUGAGCAUCUUAAAGGAGAGACAGACAGACAAGAGAGAGACAGAUGAGAGACAGACAGAGAAAGAGAGACAGAUGGACAGACAGAGCCAGAGACAGACAAGAGAGGCAGAUGGGAGAAAGACAGGGAGAUGAGAGCGAGAGAUACAAGAGAGACAGAUGAGAGUGAGAGACAGACAGACAGACAGAUGGGAAAGAAACAGACAGAUGAGAGAGAGAGACAGAUGACAGUGAGAGACAGACAGACAAGAGAAAUGGACAGACGAGCGAGAGAAACACAAAGACAAACCAGUUAGAGAGACAAAGUGAAACACACACAAACACAACAGAGAGUUGAAGAGAUGGAGAGGCUUGGGGAGCAAAUUCUAGAGUUCGUCAUGUCUGUUGAAAACACAACUGCUGAUUAUGGGGUGAUAAAUGGUCAAGCAGGCCACAACAGGGAGAACUGUUAAAAAAUUUUGAACAUAUUACUAUGCUGGAGGAGUUUACAUAAAUAAGGAGGACCAAGGCCAUGGUUUGAAAACAAGAACAGAAACUUUGCUGGAGCAGAAGUUUAAGUCAUUGUUAUGAUGCAGGGAUAGCAAGCCAAACAAAAUCAAUCUCAGUGUCACUGGAUUCACGACACAAUGAAGUUUAAACAUUCAAUGAGUCUCAAAAUUGCCUAAUUGUUCCUAACCAGACUUUAUGUGUAACAGAUCUUGGACACCAUGUUUAUAACUCAAACAAAAAUGAACAAGAUGUUAAUAACGUAACUUCAGCAGAACUUAGAAAAACUAGGUAAUGUGAUUAAUAUAGAUGAUCUUUGAUCAUAACUCUCACUCACACAGACAAACCGGCACAGUUAAGGGAUAAUUAACAAAGAAAAUAAAAGAAUUGUAAUUUACCAGUUCAAUAAACCAUUUCAAAUGAUGGAUACCAGGCCUUCAUGAAAUCACAAUCAAGUAGAAUUGUAUUUGCUUGAAUUACUAAGUUACCAGCAAACUUCAAGAAAUAUUCCCCCACUUCCUACAGGCUGCGAUUCUUUUCUCAGAACAUUCAACGGCAGUCUCUAGAGCACCCAGAAAUCACUCUCCUGCCAAAGCCCAGUGAAAGGUUUUCUUUUUCCUCUUUCUAAUCAACAUUCCUUGUUGUUGGCUGGUUAACACUGGUCCUUCCUUGACUGAUCAAUUCAACAUCCAACCAGCUGCUAGCCUUGAACAUAUCAGUACUCGGUGCUGAUUCGUCUACUAUGUUCUUAAAACAAUAACAAAGUUGCAUUAUCUUCCAGAUCAGGGCCCAACAGCAAACUCUGUCUCUGUUCUCUUAUUCCUUAAAACAAGCUGCUCUUCAAAGUUCAACUCUUCACCUCAACUCAUAGUGCCAAACCAAAAAAGAGAAAGAUGAAGAAAAGUAACUAUACAUCAGUGAGAAUGAGGGCGAUAGGUGAAGGAAACUUGAUGAGAGUUAGGAUCCAAGUGAAAUAACUCCACAAAGGGCGGUAUCCCUUUUUUUGCACAUGCACAGUACACGACACUAAUCCAGUUAGCAGAGAGCCAGCUCCUAGAGUGACCAGAAAUCCUGACACUCCUGUUAAUAUCUGUCAGCCAAGAUUCCCUGAUUGGACCAGAGUAACAGCCCCAAUCAGGAACUCACAUUCAAUGAGAUCCACCUGACUGACCUCAGUCCAAGCAUAAAACAAGGCAGUAGAGUUUUGAAUGCGCUCUUGUUAGUGUGCAAUUAAAGGUUGAAGGAGAUCCAGGAAUAGUGAAACCUAGGUAAAUCUAUAGAAUCCAUACAGUGUGGAAAUGGCCAUUUGGCCCAAAAAGUCCACAUCAACCCUCCAAAAAACAUCCCACCCAGACCCAUCCCCUUACCCUGUAACCCUACACUUCCCAUGGCUAACAGCAGAAACUCACGCAGACACAGGGAGAAUGUGCAAAUUCCACACAGAGUUGCCCAAGGGUGGAAUUGAACUGGGUCCCUAGUGCUGUGAGGCCACAGUGCUAACCACUGAGCAGUGAAUAUGUGGAUAACUGUUUCAGCAGCAUGGAUAAAGCCAUUCCAUUGUUAUUGGUGGUAGAGGUAGGCUGGUGAUGAUGUAGUAAUCUGGUCCAUUGAUCAGGGUCAAAUUCAACAUCACAUCAGCUUCAUACACUUCUCAGGGAAAGGGAUAGAGUUGGUGUAGAAGGAAUGCAGUUUGCAAUCAUAAACAAAGACAAUAAUUUCAAUCUGAUGAUAUUUACUUAGAGGAACCUACUACUGGAUGUUGGACAAACAGAUCACUUACAAAGUGCAGAGUUCAUGGUGGUGAUGUAGAAACUGGCUGCAAUCAGUAUACAUGGGGAACAUGAUUGUUGUGUUUUCAGAUAAUGUUGCUGAGGGACAGCGUGUAAAUGGGAAAUGGAGAGAAUCAAGAAUUGGUUAUUGGGUGAUUCUAGAGGUAACCAAAGAAAGCAAUAAUACAAUAAUAUAGAAAACAUUUAAAUUUAUUUGAAUGCAAUUCUGUUAAUACAUAGAUGAACAUUUAAACAAUGUGUCAUAGUUGCAAUAAUGCAAUCUAUACAAUACAUGUCAAAAUAUGCCUUCUGUGACCAAAUAGGCAAACGACAUAGUUGAUAUAUUCAAGCUUGAAGGGCAUUAUUGGCACAGCAAUUGACUGUACUCCGUGACAUCACUAGACAAAAUGAUUUGAGGGAGUAAAUUAUGUUGGUUUGUGUAAUGAUGCACUGUUGAGAAAGCUUGUUCUAAUGUAUGAAACUCAUUUAUACCUCCAUUGAAAUAAAUGGGUGUAGCAGAGAAGAUUUCUUUCAAACAUGUGGUUCUGUACUUCUACUUUUCAAACAUAAGUUUCUUAUUUGUUCAUGCAAGGUCGGUGUUGCUUUCCAGGUCAGCAUUUAUUGCCCAUCCCUAAUCGCCAGGAAAAAGGAGCUGCUUACUUAAACCACUGUAUAUCUGUGAAAGAGUGUGAGGGAGAGUGUGUGACAGAGGGAGAGAGAGGGCGCAUCUGUGUGAGAAAGAGUGUGUGAGAGAGCAUGAGAGAGUAUUUUGGAGUGUGAGAGAGUAUGUGUGUGAGAGUGUGUAUGAGACCGAAUAUGAAAGAGUGUAUGUGAGAGAGUAUGUAUGUGUAAUUGAGUAGGUGAGAGUGGGUACAGGAGAGAGGGCUGUGACCUUGCUGUGGCUUUAAAAGGUGUAUUUGGACCCCAAUUUGUUAUGGACCAGAUCAGACUCUCUCAAAAUAUUCUAAGAAGGUAGCCUAGACCUAAAUUUAUCUUAUUUUAAAGGCAAAUGUAAAAUAAUGUCUUUAAGAUGCAAUUUGACUGAUCAAACUACUCGACGACAAGCAAAACACAAACUAUUCAAACACUACAGUUAAAAUACAACAAAAGAAAGAAGAACUUAGAAUAACAACUGUAUUGGAAAACUUAAUAGAAUAUGUACAGUAAAUAUUGCUAAUUAAUUGUUCCAAUACAAUAACAUCCCAUAAACACACCCCUGACAAAAAAGGCAAAUUCAGAAAACAGAUUUUGUCUCAUAUGCAAUCCAGCAGCCUAGAAAGAGAUCACCCAGUUUUUGGCUGUGAUCACAAGAGGGAAAAAUAGCUUCCAUUUCUUCAAACUUUCAACAGCAAGUGCUGAAAGCUAACCAAAAAUCCUUGAUCUUUGAGAGCUUGACCACACCCACUCAGGCCACUUCUAUUGUUCUUUUUUUAAAACCCCAAGGUCUCCCAAGCUGAUUGCUUUAUGGGCCUUCACUAGCCAGCUCAUCACCUCUGCCUUAAAAUUUCUCUUCAAAAAAAAACCAGGACAAAAUAUACCUCUUAAAUCUACAGCAUCAUCACAGUGUGCACAAGACAGUCUAUGCAAGACAGAGUGCAAAAGUGUGUGUGUGAUGAUAGGUGCCUGGAGGAACCAUAGAAUCCCUACAGUGUGGAAGCACGCCACUCGGCUCAUUGAGUCAACACCAACCAUCCAUCACUCCCAGACCCAACCCCCUACCCUACCCCUGUAACCCUUCAUUUCCCAUGGCCAAUCCACCUAACCUGCACAACUUUGAUCUGUGGGGGGAAAGCCCACGCAGAUAUAGGGACAAUGUGCUAACUCCAGACAAUCAGUCAACCAAGAGUGAAUUGAACCCAGGUCCCUGGCACUGUGAGACAGCAGUGCUAAUCACUGUGCCACCCAAGAGGAACUUGUUCUGUCCUGUUUCUCUUGAACGAGGUGUCGUAAACUGGUGACAAAGCAUCUGCUCCAUGGAAAGCAGCAUAAAUAGCUUUGGGUUUUAUUAAUUAGAUAAAAGAAGCAUGAGAGGGUGGCUCGCUCAGUCUCAGGUUUUUAGUUUCACUUUCAGUUGUUGAGAUUGGGAUUUUUGGACUUGAUGCUGCUAGAUGGAAAGCUGGAGUUCUCUCUCUGCUGCUAGACUGUUUCUUUCAGUAUUUCAUUCUGCUGAACUAGAGUGAGAAAAUAGCAAGUGAGGGAUAUCUGUUUUGCUGAACUUGCCUUUGCCGAGACUAUGGUAUGCUAUGUGGGAUGCUGCUAUAUUGGAACGGUUGGUGAUUAGUAGUCAAAUAAUGUUAUUUUGUUAAGCAUUUUGAUGGACUUAAAGUUAUGCCAAUUCUUUUUUCAUUUAUAUUUUAACGGUGAUGUAAAAAUAAAGUGUGUUUUGCUUAAA
This is a messenger RNA of Rhincodon typus (whale shark), 7229 nucleotides long. RefSeq names its product solute carrier organic anion transporter family member 2A1-like. The record is from RefSeq and is a predicted model, not a curated record. NCBI's taxonomy places the organism in Eukaryota, Metazoa, Chordata, Chondrichthyes, Orectolobiformes, Rhincodontidae. Bases 373 to 2304 code for a protein of 643 amino acids. Gene Ontology annotation, molecular function: prostaglandin transmembrane transporter activity; protein binding. The transcript has 16 exons. Gene Ontology annotation, biological process: prostaglandin transport; sodium-independent organic anion transport; transmembrane transport. Gene Ontology annotation, cellular component: membrane.